Molecule: messenger RNA, 1630 nt
Organism: Chenopodium quinoa (quinoa)
Lineage: Eukaryota; Viridiplantae; Streptophyta; Magnoliopsida; Caryophyllales; Amaranthaceae
Product: vacuolar-processing enzyme gamma-isozyme-like
Exons: 9
Coding region: 43-1464 (473 amino acids)
Biological process (GO): vacuolar protein processing
Molecular function (GO): cysteine-type endopeptidase activity
Source: RefSeq, a predicted model, not a curated record
CAAAAUAUUAGCUUAUAUUUUUAGAAAUUCAUAAAAAUUCCAAUGAGGAAAAAUUCUUGUCAUUUGAUGAUAAUCCAAUUGACAGUCAUAAUUUUUGCAUUGUUUUUCUCCUUAAGUGUUGAAUGUCGUCUUACAAGUAAAGUGUUUGAUGACUUGUCUCUAGAUUCGUCAAAUAAUUCCGAUGUUUUUUUGAAUGGAGGGGAAAAAUGGGCAAUUUUAAUAGCUGGCUCUAGUGGUUACGAAAAUUAUAGGCAUCAGGCAGAUGUUUGUCAUGCAUACCAAGUGAUGAAGAAGGGCGGUCUCAAAGAUGAAAAUAUUAUCGUCUUCAUGUAUGACGACAUUGCAUUUAACGUAGAUAAUCCUAACCAAGGUGUUAUUAUAAAUAGACCAGUUGGCAGAAACGUUUAUACAAAUGUUCCUAAGGAUUAUACAGGAAAAAAUUUGACUACUAAAAAUUUCUUCGCGGCUAUACUUGGUUAUAAAAAAGCCAUCAAAGGAGGUAGUGGAAAGGUUUUGGACAGCGGUCCAAAUGAUCACAUUUUCAUAUUCUACUCUGACCAUGGUUCUGCAGGGAUGCUUGGAAUGCCUCAAAACGAGCCUGCAAUUUACGCCAAGGAUUUCAUAGAAGUUUUGAAAAAGAAGCAUGCUUCAAAUACCUACAAAUCCAUGGUUAUUUACCUUGAAGCUUGUGAAUCUGGAAGUAUUUUUGAUGGUCUUUUGCCAAAUAACCUAAGCAUAUAUGCAACAACCGCGUCAAACCCCGACGAGAGUAGUUACGCAACCUAUUGUGAUGGAGACCCUGGCGUCCCAUCGGAAUACAAUAAUACAUGUUUGGGUGACUUGUAUAGUAUCUCUUGGAUGGAAGAUAGUGAAAGAAAAGAUCCAAGAAACGAGACUUUGAGACAACAAUUCGCCGUGGUGAAAAACAGGACAAGUGAAAUGUCUCAUGUAAGUGAAUAUGGUGACGUUCACUUGAGUUCAAAUUAUCUUUCUCUUUACAUUGCUUUGGAAUCUAGGAAGCCAAAUCAAACUUACUCCAUGACCAACCAAUCCGAGCCAAUUACUCCAUUGUACGUGGUUGAGCAACGCGAAGCUGAUCUUAUUUACUUCAAAGAAAUGGUCCGAAGAGCUCCCGAAGGCUCUAAACAAAAAAUUGAGGCUCAAAAGCGUUUAGAUGAUGUGAUUUCACAAAGGAAACAUGUGGAUCAAACCGUGCAAGCAAUUGCAAAACAAUUAUUUGGUGAAUCGCGCGGUCCUUCAUAUCUUACAAAGAAUAGACCAGCAGGAACCCCUCUUGUUGAUGAUUGGGAUUGCUUCAAAGCAAUGGUAAGUACUUAUGAAGAGCAUUGUGGAUCCUUACAAUCCUAUGGAAAGAAGUACGCUCGAGCAUUCGCAAACUUUUGUAACGCAGGGAUUCACAUAGAUCGGAUGGCACAAGUAUCGGCUCAAGUUUGUGCCAAGUGAAGUAGCUCUCGAUUAUAUGAAAAAUAAGAUUUGUAAACUAUAUAGUAUAUUUUUAUAAGAGAAGAAACUAAUAUCAAUUUCUUAGCAAAAUAUAUGUUAUACUGUAACUUUGGAAGAAAUUAAUCGUGAUAACAACGUGUUCUCAAUUGCUCCGUAUCAAUUUGAU